CUUCCGUUAAGAUGGAUGAAUUCAAGUCUCAUAUCAUGUGAUGUGCCAUAUUGGGGUUUGUUAUUGAUUGGUUCCUGAAGUGCGAGCCGACUUCAAAGGCUGUUGCUCAUGCAGUUAACGAAACGAGCGGAAAAAGCCCAUGUUGCGGAAAGCAUCGUAGUUAGAACGACAAACUUUUUACGUGUGAAUCGAGCUAUUCAACCUGCAAGUAAAAAGGAUGUGACAUUAUUUCGAAGGAUGCAAUUCUGGUCAUUUCGAAAGUCGAAGGAUACCAAAGUCGGAGUGGUGCAAAAGUCGACUCGCCUGACAGCGCAGACCUCUAUUCUGUCAGUGACGAUUCCAAUUCAUAUAUCAGGCAAUACAUUGGAACAAAUACGACCGUUUCUGCCAUCCCGAUGGCAGAUCAACUGCCUGCUAUUACUCUCCUUGCUCUUCUUGCUGCUGCUCCUGGCUAUUGUUCAGCAAGUCGGUCGGACACUACGGCUAGCGGAGAUUAUUCUCCUCGGUAUAAACGACCUUGUUCGAUGUGUCUUCAGCUUGGCUAAUAGGAUCGUCGGCAUUCGAUAGCCCACCCUGGUGAGCAUCCGCUAAUUUAAUGACACGCCGCCUGCCCACAUAGAGCUGAUCGCCACUCUGCGGCUUACUUGAUGAAACUUCUUGUCCUACAUGCAUUUUCAUUGAUUAUCAUGUAUCUGGUAGAUCUCUACAGCUAUAGGAAUCCCUUAAUUUAAAAGUGUAAAAUGAGUUGAAUUAAUGGUUCAAAUUAGGUGACGGCUGAAAAGCUGAGCAAGUAGCUCACGCUCUGUAUCAAUCAAAUUGUAUUUAGCUUGUACCAUAGCCAAACACUAUUUAACUAGUAAACGAAAACGGUGCCACUCACAAAACAAUUGUUAAAGAACAGCAUAUGC
Messenger RNA from Umbelopsis ramanniana AG, 908 nucleotides. RefSeq lists its product as uncharacterized. The transcript has a single exon. The record is from RefSeq and is a predicted model, not a curated record. The coding region runs from base 109 to 567 and encodes 152 amino acids. Lineage: Eukaryota; Fungi; Mucoromycota; Umbelopsidomycetes; Umbelopsidales; Umbelopsidaceae.